AUGAAGCUUUCUUCUCCUCGUCCUUCCUCCCCCGUCAACGGCGGCGCUGCUGCCAGCGGUGCCAACAUCGGCCGACCCUCAUCUCCUGCUAUCCCUGGUGGUCCCCGUACUGCCAUCCGACGACGCGCUGCCGCCGACCAGAAGGAGAAGAUUGCCAAUGCUCGACCAAGCAGCACUCGCGCCGCUGGCGCCGGUGGUUCCAGCAGCACCAUGCUGCGACUUUACACCGAUGAGUCGCCCGGUCUUAAGGUCGACCCCGUCGUUGUCCUUGUUCUGUCUCUUGUCUUUAUCUUCAGCGUUGUUGCUCUUCACAUUAUCGCCAAGAUUACCCGAAAGUUCUCCAGCUAA
Fusarium venenatum is the source of this 348-nucleotide messenger RNA. NCBI's taxonomy places the organism in Eukaryota, Fungi, Ascomycota, Sordariomycetes, Hypocreales, Nectriaceae. The record is from RefSeq and is a predicted model, not a curated record.